AUGGUACUGCACCCCCGAGUGUAUGUCAAGGCUCGCGAUGAGAUUGAACGCAUUGUCGGCAUGAGCAACCUGCCUACGCUCGAGCAUAAAGACUCGUUGCCGUAUAUCAACUGUAUCAUCCAAGAACUAUAUCGGUAUGACACUAACAUUCAUUUGAUAGGACUGCCUCAUCACCUGCAGUCGGUCGAUGAGUACAGAAACUUCCACAUUCCUAGAGGUUCAAUGAUUUUCGCAAACAUCUGGUACGUGUGCAGUCGCCAAUGUGUGCAAUUGUACUAUAACGCUGUCGGAACCGAUCCUGAGCGAUUUGAGGACGCAAAUGUCGACGUAUUGUCUGAUCCUCGUAACUACGUGUUCGGCUUUGGGAGACGGAUUUGCCCAGGAAGGCACUUCGCGGAAGACGCGAUUUGGUUAGCCAUCACGCACAUUGUUUCAAUCUUCGAUAUUGAGAAGGCAUACAAUGCGGACGGUGGCGAGAUCACACCUGCUGUUCACUUCCGUCCGGGCCUCACUAGGUGA
Messenger RNA from Postia placenta MAD-698-R-SB12, 519 nucleotides. RefSeq lists its product as hypothetical. NCBI's taxonomy places the organism in Eukaryota, Fungi, Basidiomycota, Agaricomycetes, Polyporales, Adustoporiaceae. Gene Ontology annotation, molecular function: monooxygenase activity; oxidoreductase activity, acting on paired donors, with incorporation or reduction of molecular oxygen; heme binding. Bases 1 to 519 code for a protein of 172 amino acids. The transcript has 4 exons. The record is from RefSeq and is a predicted model, not a curated record.